Messenger RNA from Dichomitus squalens LYAD-421 SS1, 1243 nucleotides. Its product is annotated as UROD/MetE-like protein. Gene Ontology annotation, molecular function: 5-methyltetrahydropteroyltriglutamate-homocysteine S-methyltransferase activity; zinc ion binding. The record is from RefSeq and is a predicted model, not a curated record. Lineage: Eukaryota; Fungi; Basidiomycota; Agaricomycetes; Polyporales; Polyporaceae. The transcript is spliced from 12 exons. The coding region runs from base 1 to 1191 and encodes 396 amino acids.
AUGGUUUCUCCCGUUCUUGCGAAGUACUUCCCUCGCGCCGACCACGUCGGCUCACUCCUCCGCCCCCAGGAGCUGGUCGAAAAACGGAUUGCUUUUCACAGCGGCCAGUGUACAGCGGAGGACCUCAAGGCAGUCGAGGACGAGGCUGUGCCUCAGAUUGUCAAAUUGCAGAAGGAUCUUGGCCUGACCGUCCUCACGGACGGAGAGGUGCGCAGAGCGGUUUACAACCACGGCAUGUUUGAGCAAGUCGAAGGAAUGACUGUCAUUCCGGAUCGUCCGUUUUCGGAGUAUGUGCCCUACCUACCCUACGUGCAAUUGUUUUCAUCCAUGGGCAUCAAAGGUUUUACGUCAACCAAGACCACGGGAAAGCUGCGUCGGACCAAGCCUGUGCACGUACACGAGUUUUUGUCGCUGAAGCAGCAUGUGUCUCCGGAGGAUGUGUCUAAACUCAAGAUUACAAUGUGUUCGCCAACGUGGAUGCACUUGCGACAUGGCUCGGAGCAUACCUAUGAUCACGCAGUCUACAAAGACGACGCCGAAUACUUUGCAGACCUUGUGAAAGUCUUCCGCGAGGAAGUCCAGGACCUGUACGAUCAUGGUUGCCGGCGCAUUCAAUUUGACGAUCCCGGUUUUGCAUUUUACUGCUCGAAUGUGUUGAUCUCUGGGAUGGAAGCUGCCGGCGUGGACCGAGAGAAGCUGCUGGAUACGCAUAUCGACGUAUACAACCAGAUCACGGCCGGCAGACCGGCGGACCUUGUUAUUGGGGUGCAUACUUGUCGCGGGAACAUGAAGGGCAUGCAUUUCUCUGAAGGCAGUUAUGAUCACGUAGCACAACAGUUCCUAACGAAAUUGGACGUAGACGUCUUUUAUCUUGAGUAUGAUACCGACCGUGCGGGUGGGCUAGAACCCCUACGAUACCUUCCUCUGGGAAAGCACGUCGUUCUUGGCCUUGUCACUACCAAGAGUGGGGCGCUUGAGGACAUUGAGACAGUGAAGGGGCGUGUCCGUCGCGCCGCUGAGAUCAUCUCUGAGGGGCAACCACGGCGGUCGUACGAGCAGGCACUUGGGCAGAUUUCCAUUAGUCCGCAGUGCGGAUUUGCGUCGGUGUUUGAGGGAAAUCCUAUCACUGAGGAGGACGAGAAGAAGAAGCUGGCGUUGGUGGUCGCCGCGGCGCGGGAGCUGUGGGGCUAAGGGUGUUGUGGGCCGCAACCGGAUGAUAUCACAGCUGUGCAAGCGCGCGCAG